CGGAUUGCAGCUAUCCUCCAUGUUUGUGCGAGGAUGCUCUUUACCCGCUGGAAUCUGCGAGGGGUAGGGCCGUGACUGUCGCAUCGUUUAGAUAGUCACGAUCCAUAGGCACCGCUUGCUUCCGUAGUGGGAGAAAAGGACGACAAAAAAAAAGAGAACGGAAGGGAGCGUUUAUAGCUGCGUGUCAGCCGCGGCGAAUAGUACCGCUUUAAGCGGCCGCGUUUAAUCCGCCAUGGCGAAUCCCGGGGGAGGCGCCGAGGCCUUCGCGCGAUUCAAGCAGUAUGAGUACCGCGCCAACUCCUCUCUGGUGCUCAACCUCGAGUCGCGUCCGCGCGACUCGCACGAGCCCACCGGCGAGCCGGAGACGCUCUGGGGCCGCGUCGACAUGAAGAAAUUCGGUGACCGAGCGGGGCAUGGCCGGCCCAAGGAGGUGGAGGAAGCUGCGAAGAAGAAGCGCGAGAAGGACAGAUUAAAAUCGCUCGCGGCGGGAGGCACCUCCGCGGCCGGCGCCGGCGGCGACGUCGGCUUGGAUCUGCUCGGGAAGAAAUCGACCAAGCGGCAGAAACGCGGUGGCGGCGGUGGCGCAGCUGGCGGGGCGGGGUUUCACGAAGAUUCGUGACUAUAAAGCUCGCGAUGAUUC
Molecule: messenger RNA, 640 nt
Organism: Closterium sp. NIES-67
Lineage: Eukaryota; Viridiplantae; Streptophyta; Zygnematophyceae; Desmidiales; Closteriaceae
Source: the annotation of a GenBank genome assembly